This is a messenger RNA of Cucumis sativus (cucumber), 740 nucleotides long. Its product is annotated as diphthamide biosynthesis protein 3. The record is from RefSeq and is a predicted model, not a curated record. Gene Ontology annotation, biological process: tRNA wobble uridine modification; protein histidyl modification to diphthamide. The transcript is spliced from 2 exons. Gene Ontology annotation, cellular component: nucleus; cytosol. Gene Ontology annotation, molecular function: metal ion binding. The coding region runs from base 124 to 381 and encodes 85 amino acids. Lineage: Eukaryota; Viridiplantae; Streptophyta; Magnoliopsida; Cucurbitales; Cucurbitaceae.
AAAGGGUAAAUUGGACGCGGUUUUCCGGAACAAUCCGGAGCCCCCAAAACAAAAGAAACCCAAAUCCCUCCAUCCUCUUCCUUACCUUCCCAACUCGGCGGUUUCUGACUCGCCUCCGCAACUAUGUCCUACGACGACGUGGAGAUUGAAGACAUGGAGUGGAACGACGAACUUCAGGCCUUCACCUACCCUUGCCCCUGCGGCGACUUGUUCCAGAUCACCAAGGAGGAUCUUAAGCUCGGUGAAGAGAUUGCUCGUUGCCCUAGCUGCUCUCUUUACAUCACCGUCAUCUACAACAUGGAAGAUUUUCUCGAUCACUCCAAUCAGAAGAAUAACAAAGGACUUGAGCCCUCUAAACAACACCCUAUCGUAGUCGCUUAAUACAUAUUUCAGAACUGUCGAAUUCAAAUCAUGGCUUUGCCGCAGCAGCUGAGAUGAAAUUUUGUUAGCCAUUGCCAAUUCUGAAGAUGUUCUUUGGCAUUAAAGUUUCUUCCUUUGCUUCUCAUUACUCUUUUACAGAAUUGGUCUAGGAAAUAGAGGAAGGUAGAGUUGCGUCUGGAAAAAUGUAUUAAGGUACUAUUUUUGUUCCUUCAAAAAGUAAUUUAUAGAUACUUUAUCUUUUCACAAUCGAAUGUAAUGAUUGGUGAAUUCUUUUGUCGAAGUAAAUCUGAUAAUCAAGAGAAACUUUAGACAUAAAAUGGACGAAAGCUCUAAUAAUCUAAAAUGGUUUGAAUCUUUUA